Aplysia californica (California sea hare) is the source of this 887-nucleotide messenger RNA. RefSeq lists its product as uncharacterized. The record is from RefSeq and is a predicted model, not a curated record. Lineage: Eukaryota; Metazoa; Mollusca; Gastropoda; Aplysiida; Aplysiidae.
UUGCUUACCUUAUCUAUCCCCCGCGCUCACAUAAAUACAUCGCCUCAGAUGCUUCACACCCCUAGAUAGACGUUUUCGGAGAGCCCUAUACGUGAAGCAAAGUUGUUAGAGCCAUCAACAUGAAAGUGUUCUUGCUCUUUGCUGUUCUGUUUGCAUGGGAUCAGUGCAUGGUCCAGUGUGACCUUGGCCCCCUUGGUGACCCCGUCCCUGAUUCACUUCCCGUCACCUGUCCCAGAUGCGACAAAGACCAUUCUGUGCCCGGAUGUCUGGACCACGAGCACACCUGUCACCACGACGAGGUUUGUGCCAUCAAGUAUGGAAGCGAUCAUCGUCCAGAGUUUCACUGCCGAGAAGCUAAGUUUUGCAGAGUCAAACAUGACGAUCAUGAGGUCAAGGGGGAGUGCAAACACGACGGAGACUUUCGACACUGCCAAGACGAACUGCGCGAUCACGAGUGCGGAGUGCCAAACCACCACGGACAUUACCCAGACGAGUGCUACUCCGACUGUUGCAACACUCGCCAAUGUCUUGACACUCACUUUGGUGCUUAUUUCACAACGACAACCGCAGCCCCCACGACCACACAGCCUCCACCCACUGUCCCCACGACCACACAGCCUCCACCCAUUGCCCCCACCUUCAUCAUUGACCUGAUCGUGCCCAGUGGUAGUGCUGGUAGCACCACACCCAGCAACACACAGAACUGCAUGGACCAGCUGGCUGGAGACGGAUGUAAAGACCUCAUGAAAUGUCAGGUGAGAUUGGCCCCCACAAAAAGAACAAGGAAACGUAAUACACAAACAAAUCAAGCGCUCCCCCUACCUCUUUCCAUCUUUUUUCUGGGAAGCUGUAUUACACUUAGCCCGAGUUGACCUCAAUGGUCAAUG